GUGUAAAGGAAAACUGUUCUUCGAGUCUUUCUGUCACUGUGGUUCUCUAGAGCAGAGAGCCUGAAGUGAAGCUAAGGCUCGUUGUCAUAUUUCAUAUUGAUGGCAGUCAGACAAGAGGGAUAAUAAAACGUCUCAAUAUGGGAGAUGAUGGCAUGGACUACAAUAUAGUUUUUCCGGAGCCCGAGAUCUCAGAGAGAUACUGGAGUGGAUCGAAGCAACCGGUUGUUAUCCUUUUAGGCUGGGCCGGAUGUCGAGACAAGCAUCUCUCAAAGUACAGCUCGAUUUAUAAUGAACAAGGAUGCGUGACCGUCCGCUAUACAGCCCCCUUGAAGACAGUGUUUAUCUCUGAAUCGUUUGGUUACAAGGAGCUCCGAAGCACGGCACACAAACUGCUUGAGAUCCUGUAUGACUACGAAGUAGAGAACAACCCGAUCUUCUUCCAUGUGUUCAGCAACGGUGGCUUCAUGCUUUAUCGCUACAUGGUGGAGCUCUUGCAAAGCCACAAGCAGUUCAGCUCACUGUAUGUGGUGGGUUCGGUGAUGGACAGCUCACCAGGGAGCCAGAAUGUCAUCGGUGCUCUACGAGCUCUCAAAACUACACUGGGCACAAAGGUCAACGUCCUGCUGCGCUGUCUCCUCUUGGCUCUGUUUGCUGUGGCCGUGUUCCUGCUAAGGGUCGUCUUAUACCCCGUGACCAAACACUUCCACAAGAACCACUACGACGCCAUGAUGGAGCGUCCGGCACCUUGGCCUCAGAUGUACCUCUACUCCAGAGCAGACCGAGUGAUCAGGUAUAGAGAUGUGGAGAAGAUGGUGAAAUCACUUCAGGAGAAAGGGGUGUUUGUUGAGAGCUUCGACUUCAUCACCCCGGCUCACGUCAGCCUGUUUCGAGACUGUCCUGACGAUUAUUCGAACAGGUGCCGGACUUUCCUGAAGAGCUGCAUGUCUAACUGUGAGGAGACGAUAAUGAAGAAACGGCUGUGAAUGUAUUACACUGAUUAUAUGAUCGGCUCGGGCGAUAGGGGGAAUAAAAAUCUCACCAUACUGAUACUUCAAGAUAUUGUCAAGAUGCAUAAUAUGCAUCGUAAUACUUACACACCAGCAGAAUAAUAAUGCAAUUAAAAGAUCUAAAUUCUAGAAAGGAAUUUAUCAUGAAAUAAAACGAUAACAUCCUGUUAAUUACGAUUAUCAACCAUGGAGCUGGUCAGUGUUAAAAAAAAUAUUAGCACAGUAUCUAAGAAAAUUGUAUUUUUGCUGUAAUUAAUGACACUAUUAAUAGUGUAUCGUCAUAUUGCCCAGACCUACCAUAUUGUGUUCUUACUUAAAUAUUUUAAGUGAUCUGAAACUACUGUAAAGUGUAUAAAUCCCCCUGUAUAAUUACUGACUGCCUUUAUAUAAGUUUAGAUAAGGUUUGCCUGAAUGGAGUGUUGCAUUCGGUAUUUGUCUAUUAAUGUGAAUUAAAAGCUUUUAAUUUAAGAUUAUUUUAAAUCUACUAAGCAUCCUUGAUCUGUUUAUAACUUAUGUGCCUUCCUGAAAUAAAGACCCAUUUCACUGGAGUAACAAUUUGGUAGUUGGUUAACGUGUGCUGUUUGGGAGUGCAAAGGUCUCACAUACACAAGGAAAUCUACCCAAAAUACCAUUAAAGUUA
Molecule: messenger RNA, 1647 nt
Organism: Hemibagrus wyckioides
Lineage: Eukaryota; Metazoa; Chordata; Actinopteri; Siluriformes; Bagridae
Gene: tmem53
Product: transmembrane protein 53
Exons: 3
Coding region: 138-983 (281 amino acids)
Source: RefSeq, a predicted model, not a curated record